Molecule: messenger RNA, 2001 nt
Organism: Elaeis guineensis (African oil palm)
Lineage: Eukaryota; Viridiplantae; Streptophyta; Magnoliopsida; Arecales; Arecaceae
Molecular function (GO): protein binding
Source: RefSeq, a predicted model, not a curated record
UAUGGGGGCACCGUGAGAGGAUAACGUUCACAACCUUUCGUUCCCAGAAUACCCCCACUCCAUGUUAUAUCCCCAUUCUGCCCCCACGAUGACGAAAAUUUCUCAAAUGCCCCCACAAAGUUUCCAAACAUUACUCCCUUCCGCUCCUCCUCCCCAGAUUCUAUUCCUCAAAUGCCCCUCCCCCCUCCCACCGCCUCUGUACGGCCGAUUCCGGCUGCCGGAGCUCGAUCCUCCGACGUAUUCCGACGAUCUCGAUGGAACUUUCACAAUCCCUCUGUCCUUAUUCCAAUCCAAUUAUCGAUGGUCUUCUUUCUGAUCCGUUCGACUUUGAAUUUUUGUGCAGUUUUCCUCGAUUUUUCUCCCAAUUUAUGAUCCUCUUCGUUUUCCUCGAUCCCUCGAUUGCUAUGAAGUAACUGAAAUUGGAUUCGGAUCCGGAUUCUGGGUAUAGGUGGGAGAAUUUUGGAUUAGAGAGAGAGAGCUAGAAUUAGGGCUAGGCCUUCCCAUAUUUGGGUAUGGCGGGAGAAAAGGCGAAGCUCCUCUGUAGCUUUGGCGGCGAAUUUAUAAGCCAGCAGGGGAAGCCCUUCUAUGUAGGGGGAAAAACUAGGCUGGUGUCGAUCGAUCGGUCUGUAAGCUUCCGAUCCCUCCUAUCGAAGAUGUCGGAGCUCUACGAUGCCGAUCCGAGCUCAUUGGAUAUCAAAUUUCAGCUCCCCGACGGCGGCCUCGAGUCGCGGCUCGUGUCGGUGGAGACUGAUGAUGAUGUGAGGAAUAUGAUGGAGGAGUUCGAUUCUAAUCGGAAAAUUCCAAUCUUUUUGUUCACUGAUAAGACUCAAAACACGGACGAUGAUGAGAUUGCUGUCGAAGACGAUGUGCCUUAUCUCGAAGCAGCUGCAACAGAGACCGUCAGAAACUACAGAGAGAUGACAAGUGUAGCAGCUGAAGAGCCACUUGAGAGCCAAAGUGGUCGGAGCACUUCGGCAACAUCUGCCAGAAGAGAUUAUGGUAGACACUCAUUAGUUGGUCCAAGCAUGUCUGGAGAGAGAUUUCGAAGAGAAUCACAGUCAUUAGUUGUUGGUCAGGAAUACGAGGAUGUGCAGACAUUUCGAAAUGCACUGACGAGUGCUGCCAUUGCCGCUAAUUUUGAGCUUCACAUGAUCCGGUCAGACCAGCGUCGUGUUACAGCCAGGUGUGCAGCAGAAGGAUGCAUGUGGCGUGUGCAUGCAUCAAAACUCCCCCAAGUCAGCACAUUUAGAAUAAGGACCUUAACACCAGAGCACACUUGUGUAAGAUCAGAAGAUGCUGGCCACCGACAGGCAACUGCAAAGUGGAUUGCCAAUUGCAUAAGAGACAAGCUUCGGCAAAAUCGAAACUAUAAGCCAAGGGAAAUUUUGAAUGAUAUACACCGGGAGUAUGGGGUGCUUAUUACAUACAAGAGGGCUUUCCUUGGCAGGGAAAAGGCAUUGGAAGAGCUAAGUGCUGAGCCAGCAAGGAAUAUGGUUCCCAUAGAGGGCAGUUAUGAGGCUAUCAUGGAGAACCAUUCAGAAGUUCAAACAUGGGGUGAGAUACAUGAUCCCCCAAGAAAGAAACGGGCUUAUAGACCCCAUCAACCCAAGGAAGUGCGACCAUUGCACUGUACUCGGUGUAAUCAGAUUGGGCAUAAUAGAAGGACUUGUAUGGGAGCUGAAUCAAUGCAAGAUGGACUCAGUUAGAGCAUAUGUAUCAGCAAGAUAGCCUGUUUCAGUAAAGUUACAAUAUAUAGAUGUUCCAUGGUCCUCAGCCUUCAUAUUGCUGGUGUGAUGAUUAUUCAUGCUUCCAAAAAGCUACUAAUAGUCUUUAUAAGCAUUCUUUGAGGUGGAGACUAUCAGCUUGUAUCCAUUCUUUCUUUCCCUCAAGACAAUUAAAUUAAAUAGUUUCAGUAACUGUAUCAUAUGGCAUAUGUACAUUCAGCUACGGGAUAUAGACAACAGUAAAGAAUGUUCUGCAGUUAUUAUAGUUUGCUGUAAA